Penaeus vannamei (Pacific white shrimp) is the source of this 4635-nucleotide messenger RNA. Lineage: Eukaryota; Metazoa; Arthropoda; Malacostraca; Decapoda; Penaeidae. The record is from RefSeq and is a predicted model, not a curated record.
AUGACGAGGCUGCGCGCCGUUGGCGAGACCAUCGGAAAGCUAUUGCUCGUGGACGGAACUGAACUCUAUAAGAAUUUGUGCAAACCCAAGAUUAAAGUGGGAGCCGAAUUCGUGACGCAAGGCAGGAACGUAGAUCAAGUGAGCUACUCCGUCGGCGCCCUCGCGAAGGCCAUGUUUGACCGCCUGUUCAGGUGGAUGGUGAAGAAAUGUAACGUUGCCCUUGAAACUGGACAGAAGCGUGCUAUGUUCAUCGGUGUGCUCGACAUUGCCGGUUUCGAGAUCUUCGAUUUCAACGGUUUCGAGCAGAUCUGCAUCAACUUCUGUAAUGAGAAGUUGCAGCAGUUCUUCAACCACCACAUGUUCGUGCUAGAGCAGGAGGAAUACAAGAGGGAAGGCAUUAACUGGACCUUCGUGGACUUCGGUAUGGAUCUGCAGGCUUGCAUCGAACUCUUCGAGAAGAAACUUGGAAUUCUUGCCAUUCUUGAGGAGGAGUCCAUGUUUCCUAAGGCUACUGACAAGUCAUUUGAAGAAAAGCUGAAGGCCAACCAUUUGGGAAAAUCACCUUGCUUCGUCAAGCCCAAGCCAGCCAAGCCCGGCCAGAAAGAAGCACACUUCUCCAUCGUCCACUACGCCGGCACGGUGCCCUACAACCUCACCGGCUGGCUAGAGAAGAACAAGGAUCCCCUCAACGACUCGGUUGUGGACCAGCUGAAGAAGUCCAGCAAUUCCCUUCUUGUGGAUCUUUUUGCUGAUCACCCUGGGCAGUCCGGAGGAGCCGAUGAGGGCAAGGGAAAAGGUGGUCGAGGUAAAGGUUCUGGUGGGUUCAAGACAGUGUCAUCAGGUUACAGAGCUGAACUGAACAACCUGAUGAAGACCCUGAACGCCACGCACCCGCACUUCAUCCGCUGCAUCGUACCUAACGAGACCAAGUCUCCUGGUGUUGUUGACGCUGGCCUCAUCAUGCACCAGCUGACCUGCAACGGUGUACUCGAGGGCAUCCGUAUCUGCCGAAAGGGCUUCCCCAACAGGAUGGUGUACCCCGACUUUUGCCAUCGCUACGCCAUCUUGGCCUCUAAAGCGAUGGCCGCGGCAGGGGACCAGAAGGCUGCGGCGGGAGUGUGCCUCAAUGCGAUUUCGCUGCCGGAAGAGAACUACAGGCUUGGUAACACAAAGGUAUUCUUCCGGGCUGGAGUUUUGGGUCAACUGGAGGAAAUCCGCGACGACCGCCUGGCCCAGGUGCUCUCGUGGCUGCAGGCCUGGAUCCGUGGUUACAUCAGCCGCAUUCAGUACAAGAAGCUCCAGGAGCAGCGCGUCGCCCUCAUCGUCGUGCAGCGCAACUUGAGGAAGUACCUCAAGCUCCGCAAUUGGCCUUGGUACCGCAUGUGGCAGAAGGUCAAGCCGCUCCUCAACGUCACUCGCGUCGAGGACGAGAUACGCGCCCUCGAGGAGAAGGCGGCCAAAGCCCAGCAGGAUUUUGAACGCGAAGCUAAACUGCGCAAGGAGCUUGAGACUGCCAACGUUGCUCUUCUUGAGGAGAAGAAUAACUUAAUGGCUGCCCUAGAUUCCGCCAAGGGCAAUGCCAGUGACUUCCUUGACAAACAAGCCAAGCUUCAGAGCCAGAAGGCUGACCUUGAAGCACAGCUCAAUGAAACCACCGAGCGCUUGCAAAGUGAGGAGGAAGCCAAGAAUCUGCUCUUCCAAGGAAAGAAGAAAACGGAGCAAGAGGUUUCAGGCCUGAAGAAGGAUCUUGAAGACAUGGAGCUCGUCAUACAGAAGCUCGAGCAGGAGAAGUCGACCAAGGACCACCAGAUCCGCAACCUGAACGACGAGGUCUCCCACCAGGACGAACUCAUCAAUAAGAUCAACAAGGAGAAGAAGCACCUUCAGGAAUGCAACCAGAAGACCGCCGAAGACCUCCAGGGCAUCGAAGACAAGUGCAACCAUCUUAAUAAGGUCAAAUCAAAGCUUGAGCAAACCUUGGAUGAACUUGAAGAUUCCCUUGAGCGAGAGAAGAAACUUCGCGUCGAAGUGGAAAAGGCCAAAAGGAAGGUUGAGGGAGACUUCAGGCUGUGUCAGGAAGCGAUCGCCGACCUAGAGCGAAACCAAAAGGAACUUGAACAAAAUAUUCAACGAAAGGAUAAGGAAGUGUCGGGCGUGUCCAAUAAGCUUGAAGAGGAGCAAGGCGUCGUUUCGAAAGUGCAUAGGCAGGUCAAGGAAUUACAGUCUCGCAUCGAGGAGUUGGAGGAAGAGAUCGAGCACGAGCGCCAGUCCCGAGCGAAGGCUGAGAAGUCGAAGAGCAACUUGAAUCGAGAACUUGAGGAACUUGGAGAGCGUCUUGAUGAAGCUGGCGGAGCCACUGCUGCGCAGAUUGAGCUGAACAAGAAGCGAGAGGCAGAGCUCGUCAAGCUCCGCCGCGAUCUGGAGGAGUCCACGAUUCAGCACGAGGCGUCGCUGGCGAGCCUUCGCAAGAAGCACAACGACGCCCUCGCGGAAAUGUCCGACCAGAUCGAUCAUCUCAACAAAAUGAAAGCCAGAACUGAAAAGGACAAAGAUACCAUCAAGCGUGAUGCCGAUGACGCAAGAGCGGCGUUGGAUGGAGUCACUCGUGACAAGGCUGCCGCUGAGAAGACAAUCAAGCAGAUGCAGCAGAACACGAAUGAGAUUCAGGCAAGGCUGGACGAGUCAAACCGCACACUGAAUGACUAUGAUGCUGCCAAGAAGAAGCUUGUGGUUGAAAAUGCUGAUCUCCUUCGUCAGUUGGAAGAGGCUGAGAGUCAAAUUGGUCAGCUUACAAAGAUGAAGCUUUCUCUUACGAAUCAACUCGACGACACCAGGAAACUUGCUGAUGACGAGAGCAGAGAAAGAGCAACGAUCCUCGGCAAAUUCCGUAACCUUGAACACGACAUCGAUGGUUUGCGCGAGCAGCUCGACGAGGAGAGCGAGGGCAAGGCCAACGUGAUGCGACAGCUCUCCAAGGCCAACGCCGAGGCCCAGAUGUGGCGGUCCAAAUACGACUCGGAAGGCGUGGCCCGCGCCGAGGAGCUGGAGGCCUCGCGCCUGAAGCUGGCUGCUCGACUCGAAGAGGCCGAGGGACAGAUCGAGCAACUGAACGGGAAGAAUCUCAGCCUCGAGAAGACGAAGCAGCGUCUCUCUACUGAGGUUGAAGACAUGCAGAUCCAGGUAGAGCGGGCGCAGACCUUGGCAAAUUCUGCUGAGAAGAAACAAAAGAACUUCGAUCGCAUCAUUAGCGAGUGGAAAAUGAAGGUAGAUGACCUCUCUGCUGAACUGGACAGCUCGCAGAAGGAGUGCCGUACUUAUUCAACUGAACUUUUCCGCGUUAGAGCUGCCUAUGAGGAGAACCUUGACCAGCUUGACACGGUUCGUCGUGAGAAUAAGAACCUUGGUGAUGAGAUCAAAGAUCUGAUGGAUCAGAUUGGAGAAGGCGGGCGCUCACUUCACGAGAUCCAGAAGAAUUCUAGGCGUCUCGAGAUCGAAAAGGAAGAGCUCCAGGCAGCUCUCGAAGAGGCCGAGGCAGCGUUAGAGCAGGAAGAAAAUAAGGUGCUUCGUGCUCAGCUUGAACUCAGCCAAGUACGACAGGAGAUUGAUAGGCGCAUCCAGGAGAAAGAGGAAGAGUUUGAUAACACUCGCAAGUGCCACCAACGAGCUAUCGACUCCAUGCAAGCUUCUCUCGAGGCCGAGUCCAAGAGCAAAUCCGAGGCGCUGCGCAUGAAGAAGAAGCUCGAGUCAGAUAUCAACGAGCUUGAAAUCUCCCUCGACCACUCCAACAAGGCCAAUGUCGAUCUCCAGAAACACAUUAAGAAGAUCCAAAACGAUAUGAAGGACUUGCAAGUUCGCAUGGAGGAGGAGCAGCGACUGUCUUCGGAUUACCGAGAUCAAUAUAACAUGUCGGAGCGUCGCGCCAACGCUCUCCACGGUGAACUAGAGGAGUCGCGCACCCUUUUAGAGCAAUCUGACCGAGGGCGCCGCCAAGCUGAGUCCGAACUGGCCGAAGCAAACGAGAAUAACGCCAACCUCGCAGCUCAGGUUAACUCCAUGACAAUAGCAAAGAGAAAGCUGGAGGGCGAGAUGCAGACCCUUCAGGCCGACCUUGAGGAGAUGUUGAACGAGGCCAAGAACUCGGAGGAGAAGGCCAAGAAGGCCAUGGUUGACGCCGCUCGCCUGGCUGACGAACUCCGCGCCGAGCAAGAGCACGCCCAGAACCAACAUAAGAUGCGCAAGGGACUUGAAGCAUCUCUUAAGGAGCUUCAGCUGCGUCUAGAGGAAGUCGAGGGCAAUGCCAUGAAGACUGGAAAGAAAGCAAUUUCCAAACUGGAAAACAGAGUCCGUGAACUGGAGAACCAGGUUGAUGAUGAAGCCCGCCGCCACGCCGACGCCCAGAAGAACCUGAGGAAGUGCGAGAGGCGCAUCAAGGAGCUCAGCUUCCAGUCCGACGAGGACAAGAAGAACCACGAGAGGAUGCAGGACCUGGUGGACAAGCUCCAGCAGAAGAUCAAGACCUACAAGCGCCAGAUCGAGGAGGCCGAGGAGAUCGCCGCCCUCAACCUGGCCAAGUUCCGCAAGGCCCAGCAGGAGCUGGAGGAGGCUACACAUUGUGCUUAAGAUUAUGUUUUCCUG